AUGGUGCAGGUGUGCCAGCUUGUGGACAUGGGCUUCCCGCGCGCCGACGCCGUGCGCGCGCUGGAGCAGUCGAACGCCAGCCUCGAGCAGGCCGUCGCGCUCCUCUGCGCGGGCACGCUCGGCGCGGAGCCGGAGCCGGCGCCGCCCGUGCGGUCCGCGGCGCUGCUCCCCGCAGAGGCGCUGCCCUCCAUCACAGGGCGGCGCCUCUGCGAGGACCAGCACCCGGGCGGCGAGCACCCGGGCGGCGAGCACAGCGCCCGCACCGCUGCGGCGCAGGAUCCCCCGCUGGGCCCGGUGGCGCUGCGGUGGGCCGACGACCCCGAGAUGAGUGCGGGCCAGGAGCUGCCUGGCGUGCGGGAGCCUCUGGCGAGCCCUCGCAAGGACGGUCUGCCCUGCGGCCUGCUCAACAUCGGCAACACGUGCUACGUGAACUCCCUGCUCCAGACCCUGCUUCACAUCGCCGAGUUCCGCGAGAGCAUGCUGGCGUACAGGACGCCCGCGGAGGCCGGCGGGCCGGGCGAGGCACAGGACGCACGGGCAGAGCCAGAAGUGGAGCAGGGCCGCCCCAGCGAGGCGCCGGGCGCUGGCCAGCGGCGAGCGCACUGCCUGAAGCUGUCCUCUGAGCUGCGGCGCUUGUUCGCCUACAGCCUCUUCACGGCCCGGAGCUGCAUGGACCCGUCGAGGCUGCUGAGCGAGCUCGUCGAUCAGCGCGGGCAGAAGCUGCCCAUCGGCAGCCAGGAAGACGUGGGCGAGUUCAUGCUCAAGUUCAUGGAGCAGCUCGACGAGGGCGUCCGCGCGGGCCGGGUGGAGUCGUGGCCUGGGCCUCAGGAGGCCGUGCAGCGAGCCCUUGGCGUCGGCGGUGCGGGGCUGGACGCCGGCAAAGGCAGCGCAGAGGGCACCAGCGACGGCGGCGCCGUGCAUCAGGCCGGCGACCCUCCUGGAUGCAGCGAGGCGGCCCUCGGCAGCAAGGACACGGCAGCUGCACCCGAGGCCGGCGGCCCCGCCUGUGAGAGCCAGGGCGAGGCCGAGGAGAAGGGCGAGAGGGGUACGGAGGCAGCGCCGGCCGAGAAGAAGGGCGACCCCCUGGAGCAGCAGGAGAGGGUCUCGCUGCUGCAGAAGCUGUUCUUCGGGGAGCAGACCCAGAUCCUGACCUACGGCCCGAGCUCUCCAGAGGGCAGCCCCACGAAGGACGGCUCGAUGGACGAGGGCGAGGGUCUGCUCCAGAAGGGCGGCGAAGCUGGCGAGGAGAGCCAGGUCACUGCCAGCGAGGAAAGGAGCGACUUCCUCCAGAUUUUCUUGGAGGUAAACCGCGGGGACUUCUACGAGGCCUGGGAGGCGGCCAACUGCACUGAGGUGGACUACACCACCCCUGGCGGCGAGGCCACGACCGCGAGCAAGAGCAUAUGGAUCGAGCGGCUGCCGAAGGUGCUCUUCUUCCAGCUGCAGCGGGUGGGCUUCGACCAGGAGAACAAGGCGCAGGUAAAGCUGCACGACCCGUUCCACUUCCCCUCCAAGGUUUACGCGGACCGCUUCCUGCGGCCCAACCGGGCGGCGGCGGCGCGGGCCGCCGGUCGCGUGCGCGGGCUGCGGCGGCGGCGCGCGGAGCUGGCGGGCGCCCUGCGGGGCUUCGAGGCUUGCCAGCCAGGGGCGUCGGCCGAGCAGGUGCUCGGCUGGGCGGCCGACUGCCUGGACGGGAACAGUGCCGCGGUGGCGUCCAAGCCUGGCAGGCCCGGCGCCGGGGAGGCCGGCGCUGCGUCCGCGGACACGCGCACCCGCACCGCGUGGCGGUCGCGGGGGCCGCCGGAGCCGCAGAGUUAG
Messenger RNA from Prorocentrum cordatum, 1818 nucleotides. Lineage: Eukaryota; Dinophyceae; Prorocentrales; Prorocentraceae. The record is from the annotation of a GenBank genome assembly.